AUGGUGCGCUGCAUUCUCCUCUCGAGGCGGGGUCACAGCCGAGAAGUGGAGACGGAGGCAGCGGUGCCGUUAACGCUGCGGCAGCUUGACCUGCACGCUGUCGACAUGCGAGAGCCGCUGGAAGGUCUGCAAGCGCUGCUGCAAUGCGUGUAUGAGCCCAUUCUGCGUGCCCAGCGUGAGGCGACACUGUGGUCGCAGACGCAGGAUCUUGUCAGCUCUAUCCGCUCCAGCUAUCAUGUUCUCACAGAGGUUGACCUCACGCAGUUUGUGCACGCGGAGCUCCUUGAGCUUUGUGCCUCUUACCCAGCUGCAGAUGUACAGGAGUUGAUUGAGCUGCUCGGGCCGGAGAAGAGCACUGACGCCAACUUCCUGUACCAAGUGUUGUCGGUGCGCAACAUGUGCCGCACCGUCCUGGAUGCGAAGUUGGACGGCAAAGAGAUUGUCAACGCCCGCGAUGAGGUGGCGUAUUGGCAGGCAGUGCUAAGGUGGGUGGAACAUGUGCAACGACAGAUACAGAGCCGUGAGUGGCUGCUCGUGCACCGCCUGCUUGGCCAGCGCGUGGCCACGAACUAUGAGGUGGAGUUCCGCGACCACACGCAACUGGUGCGUGAUUACCUGGAUCACCUGCGUAGCGUGCCAUUCCAGCAGAUUGACGGUGUUGAGGAGAAGAACUACACAGCACUCGUAGAGGAGCUCUUCACUGCAAUGAUUUCGCCCACACGGUAUCCCGCCUCACAGAGCAUCCGCUUGUUGGAGAGUAUCGUGCGGGAAUUGGUAGAGCGGUUCGUUGUACUCGUGGUGAGCCAUGACGUGCUGCGGAUAGACCCGCCCGAGGCGCAGCUACAAUGCCUGCGCGAGACCAUUGGGGUGCUGCACGACCUGCAGCAGCGCUACCUGCAGUCGCUGGAGUUCUUCCGCGCAGAGGGCUACUUGCCACAGCCGACGCAGGCCACGCAGGCCAGCGGUGACGAUGGAGGCGGAAGCAGUAGCAGCAAGACUCGCAAGGGGGCCAGCAAGCAGGCCCCCCACCAGUACUACUCGUUGAUUUUGUCACGUGCGCGGCAGCUGUGGAGCUUCAUCAAUGAACACUUUCACUACGAGCGUGCGCUGCGGCGGACAUUUGCGGAUGGAAGCCUUAAGGCAACCGCGACAUGUUCAUUCCGCACAGAGCUCGCGGAAGCGUAUAAUCGCUUCACCACAGCGACAACGGAGUCUGGCUGUCUAUGGGACGUAACGCCAGUAGGAACCGCCGAGUUCCUCCGCGCCCUCGCCGCGUACGAGUCCAAGCUGGCGAGCAUUGACGAGCGCCUUGCACUACUCGUUGGAACCAUGCUCGCCACUGCACAGGAGAUGAGCAGCAAUGGCUCCUCCGCAGCAGUUUCCGCCGUCGCAACGGUAGUGCCAGGUGUGGGUGCCGAGAUCGGCUGUGGUCCGUCACUCUACCGCAUCUACUCACGCUUCCGCCCACUGCGGCGUGAGAAGAUCCAGGCGGUGGUGGCGGGUUUCCAAAUGGCACUGCUGGAGCAAAUCAACCGUGAGAUGAAGGACGUACGGGAGCGCUACUUUGACGCGGAGAGCUGUCGUGAUGCAGUGCGGUUGGCCGUUGCGCGCUUUGGCGUGACACCCGCUGUGGGCCGUAUGAUGUGGGAGAAAUCUGUCCGGCAGGAGAUUGAGGAAUAUCUUUUACGCUGCGAUGCUAUUUCCGAGCAUGGCUGGCACCAGCUGUUGCAUCUCCGCACCAUUGAACACCGUUGGUGUCUCAACGAGCAGCUCGCGCAGUUCCUAGGCCUCCCGCUUGAAGACCUCGUCCCGCAAGAGCUGGCGGCAGACUCGGAGGUGCAUGGCACCGCCUACGCGCUUGCAUACCUCGAGGUGGUGCACGCCAAGGAUGAGCAGGAGUGGUCGCUUGACCCUUACAUUCAAGCGGCGCAGCAGUUUGUGCAGCAGUACGGCCCGAGAUCCCUUGGCUACGCCAAAUCGCGUCUGGUGCUCACGCGCGUCAGCCACGGCCGCGGGACGGAGCGGCACGAAGUGCGGGAUGUGCAGAACUUCUGCGACACCAUUGCCCAGCGGCUGCAGGAGCGCGUUGUGCAGUGGUGUGAAGACGUGCGCCGCCGCAUCGCCGCACUUGACGUGUUCCCUGAUACGUUGACCAUGAAGGGUUCUGUGAUGCAGAUUAUUGAAGUGCGUGACAACAACAGCUCCACCAGCAACAGUGAAGCGAGACGCACCGUGAUGCCGCACAUUCCUCGUGGCAUGUCUGCGCUCCUGCAAGAUCUGCAUAUGCUGGACAGCAUGCGGCUUCUCACUAACCACUCACAGCUGGUCAGUGACGUGCGUUCCUUCUUCCGCUAUAACGAAGAGCGCUUCCGCACCGCCAACUGCCUAACAGAGCUGAUCCGCACCUUUGAGGCCGCGCUCAACGGCGAUGACGAGCUCAUGGUGCACCUCGCCACUGACGACUACGUGAAAGUGCACCAGAAGCUACUCGACGGUGCCCAACUGCGCUGGUCAGACGAGGGGCGAGUGCUUCAGCUAGCCCAGGAGCUCUCAGAGCGUGUGUACGCCUUCUGUGCGGCGGCCACACAGGUGCGGGAAGUGGAAGCUGAGAUGGAGCGUGGUAUUGCGAAGUUGCACAGUCGUCAGCCGCACCGAGCCGAGGCGAUCGUGGCGCGAGUGGAGGAGAUGUGCACGCUCGUUGCGGGCCUAUUUCUUAAAUGCGCCAACACGAGUUGGUGGGUGCAGCGUCUGCAGCCACGCCUCGACACGGCGAUUGGGCGGCAGUUGGAAGGGCACCUCCGCCGCUGGACGGAUGAAUUCCUCUCUAUGGGCCGCGACCCCCGCUUCCUCGACAAGGCUACGGAGACGGAGGAGUUCCAUCUGAAGCCGCUGCGUGUGCGUAUGCGGGUGGUGUACAAGGAGAUUGGGCUCUCGCUCUCGGCAGCGGCGUGCCGGCACCACUGGGUGAAUGAGCUUAACCGCUGCUUUGCGUGGGUCCACACGAUGUCAACCUUGCUGCCAGAACAACAGCAACAGCAAGAGCAGCAGUCAACGUCUAUGAUGUCAGACAUAUCGGCAACAGCAACGUAUGAUAGAUUACUGGAGUGUUUAGACCCACAGGCUCUUACGGAGCCGCUGCAGGCGAUUGAUAAGUGCAUUCAGGAUGCACUUGAAGUGGAGGCACAGUGGAAGCGUGGCCAGCAGUUGCUAAACAUAGAAAUGGGAAUUCUGCAGCAGCGCCUCGGGGAUGACCUCGAGAAGUGGGGUGAUGCUCUGCGGCAGAUACGCGAGUUGGCGAGCAGGCAGAUGGAUUUCACACAGCCGAGCACGCUAAUUGGUGGCAUCAUUAUUGUCGCCGAUGACGCACAGAAGGAGCUGGGGCGGAAACUCGAUAGCAUGACGCAAUAUAUUCAUUCACGCUAUCGCGAUGUGGUGGAAAAACACCUGGAGUCGUGCUACCAUCGCGUCAUGGAGGAGCGUACCGUGGCGGAGAAUUGCAAUGUCAUAAACGACCUUGGUGACGCAGCGCGGUUCCUCUGCAAUCUGCCGGAUAUCCGUGCGGGCAUGCAGGAAACUGAAAAGUGCCUCAACUUACUUGUGCCUGCGGAAGAGUACUUGAAGCGACAAGGAUUUGCACUCCCCGAAUCAUGGGUCUACGUGCGAAAGGUGAAAGAGGAAUACCGUGCUUAUCAUGACCUCAUUGAGCGGAAAGUCAAGGCACUGGAGUUUCGGCGUCCUUUUUUGCGCGAGUCUGUCAAGACGCAGGAGGAUGCGCUACGGCGCCAAAUCGAUGAACUCGACCUGUCUCUGCAGGUCAUUGACACGCAGCAGCAGCGGGAGCUGCAUGAGGAACUCUCUGACUCUGCGCAGACGCAGUUUGUCGCGCUUCAGAAGCGGGCUGCGCAACUGCAGGAGCAGCAGCAGCAGCUCAUGGUGGUACAGGAGGCCCUCGGUGUGCCGCAGAUGGUGGAGACGAAGCUGGAAGCUGUCACGACGCGCAUGCAGGAGCUCCAGUGGGUGUGUGGCCAUAUUGCGCAGGCGUACCAGCGCCUUGCUGCGCUCGGUCGCACGCCAUUUUUUGAAAUGGUGCCACGACAGCUGCACGACGACCUCCUGGCGGUGGAGCGGGAGGUGGAGGGGUUCCCAGAGGGCGUCCGCAGCCACAAGGCCUACAAGGAGCUGCUGUCCGAUAUUGAAAACCGCCUGGCCUGUCGCCGUGUCAUGGAGGAGUUGCGUUCCGAUGCCAUGACACCGCUGCAGCGGGCGGAGCGGCACUGGGUCGCGCUCAAGUCGCAGGUAAACGUGCCGUGGCGACUCGAGGAGCUUACCGUCGGCGACGUGUGGCGCAGCGAUCCGCUGGCGAAUGCCAAGAUCUACCACGAUGUGCUGGAGUUCGCACAGGGCGAGCGUCGCAUGGAGACACAGUUGGGUCACAUCAUCACCUUCUGGAAUGAUUUCGAGUUCAACACGACGGUGUACCAGCGGCAGUUUGUGCUUAUCCGCGGAUGGGAUCUGGUCUUUGAGCGUCUCUCUGACGACCUCGACUCGUUCCAGGGAUUACGCUCAAGUCCUUUUUUCACCUCGCAGCACGUCACCGCCAUGGUGAACGAUUGGGACAACCGCCUCAACCUCCUGCGGCAGCUGCUAGAAGUCCUCAUGUCGCUGCAGCGGCGUUGGGUGCACCUCGACGGAAUCUUCACCGGCAACACCGAUAUACGUAUGCAGCUGCCCAACGACGCAAUUCAGUUCGACCGCGCAAGCCGCGAGUUCAUGAGUCUCAUGCCCGUCAAGGCUGGCUUUGGUGCUCCACCAGUAGUAAAGGCACAGGAUUUCCUUGAGGACAAGAAACUUUUGCCAGCGCUCGAACGUCUUGAGGGGCAGCUUGCACGAGUGCAGCGGGCACUGAGCACAUACUUGGACAUGAAGCGUCGUCAGUUUCCCCGUUUCUUCUUUGUCGGCGACGAUGACCUGCUGGAAACACUUGGCAAUAGUAGCAACCCUGCCCUCAUUGAGAAACAUCUACCCAAGAUGUUUGCCGCCCUUGCCCGUUUGAUUGUUAAUGAUGAGAAGAGCGGCAACAACGGCGAUGGCGCAACCGCGGCUGCGGGGACGCAUGUGGUGGGCUUCGCGAGCGCAGAGGGGGAGCAGGUGCCGAUGUCACGUCACAUUGCGUUGAAAGGCCGUCCACUGCACGAGUGGCUGGCGGAGGUGGAGGCUGGCAUGGUGGAGUCGCUACGUCAGUUGACGGUAUCGGCGGUGGCGUCCCUAAGCUCCGCCAAGCAAGUGACAACAACAUGGUUGACAUCGUACCCACUGCAGGUUGUCUGCCUCGCCUUUCAGGUGUGGUGGGUGCAGCUGCAGGAGCAGGCCUUUGCCACAUGGAAGAUGCAAGAGAAGCAGCAGCAGCAAUCAAAGCGGGAGCCGUCAGCAGCAGUGGCACACAUGGUAGCACUCCUCGAUCGACUCGCAUCUGACGCGACCACAACGGGAGCGACACACGCCUUGCGGCACGCCAUAGAAGAGCUCAUUACCCUUGCUGUUUACCAGCGUGAUGUCUCGCGGGUUGUUGAAUCCAAGCGUAUCACAUCGGUCGAGGAGUUUGAGUGGAUGCGCGUUCUGCGCCUGUAUCUGUGCAAUGACGGGGCGACACUGCAGUGCUGCAUGGCCGACGCCGCCUUCCUACACGGCUUCGAGUACAUUGGCUGGUACCAACGCCUCGUGCAGACAACACUGACGGACCGCUGUUACCUCACCAUGACGCAGGCACUCCACACGCGGCUCGGUGGCUCGCCUGUUGGCCCCGCUGGCUCCGGUAAGACGGAAACAGUGAAGGCGCUCGGCACACAACUUGGUCGGUAUGUAUUGGUAUUUAACUGCGACGACGCAUUCGAUUUUGAUGCGGUGGGUCGCAUCUUCCUCGGUCUCUGCCAAGUCGGCUCUUGGGGUUGCUUUGACGAGUUCAACCGCUUAGAGGAACGCGUGCUGUCUGCGGUGUCACAGCAGAUACAGACCAUACAGGAGGCCCUGCGCACGCAGUCCGGCAGCGUGACGCUCGCACAGCAGACGGUGCCGCUGCGCGAGAACGUGGCGCUCUUUAUUACAAUGAACCCGGGGUUUGCGGGCCGUUCCAAUCUGCCGGGUAAUCUGAAGCAGCUGUUCCGCACCAUGACCAUGGCGGCGCCGGACCGCGAGACGAUUGCGGAAGUAAUGCUCUUCGCUCAGGGGUUUCGCACCGCGGAGUCGCUCUCGCGGAAGAUCGUGCCAUUGUUUCACCUGUGCGAGGAGCAUCUGUCGCGGCAGGCGCACUAUGACUUUGGACUUCGGGCGCUGAAGUCUGUCCUCGUGACAGCCGGCGACCUCAAGCGGGCCGCGCCACUUCGAAGCGAGACAACUCCGGAAGAAACGGCGACAUCCGUUGUUGCUGGCUCCAACGUUGCUGAACUUGAUGACGUGGAGUGUGAGUUGGUACUGCGCAGUCUCAUCAGCAGCGUCACCCCGCGCCUUGUCACGGAGGACGUCGCACUCUUCUAUCCGCUACUGCGCGACUUCUUCCCAGGCCGUGAGCUCCCUGGUGCCGAUAUGACGGCUCUGCGGGCAGCCAUUGAAGAGGUGUGCCGCGCUAGCCGCUACGCUGCUACACCGGCGUGGGUGGAGAAAGUAUGCCAGCUCUACCACACACGCAAGAUGCGUCACGGUCUCAUGCUUGUGGGACCAAGCGGCACAGGGAAGACGGCUUGCUGGAAAACGCUCCUUCGAGCCAUGGCACGUCUCCCAGUGAUGGAUGACAGUGACAAUAUGGAUGGUGGAAGAAACGACGGUAGUGGCCCGCUUGAGGCACACGCGUACAUCAUCGAUCCAAAGGCAAUGAGUAAGGCUGAACUCUUUGGUGUGUUUGAGGCAACUACGCGGGAGUGGAAGGACGGGGUCUUUACAGAGAUACUGCGCCGCAUCGUCAACAAUGCGAUGGGUGACGACCGCGCUCACCAGCAACACUGGAUCGUGUUCGACGGUGACGUGGACCCGAACUGGGUGGAGAACCUCAACUCACUACUCGAUGAUAACAAGGUGUACACGCUUCCGAAUGGCGAGCGGCUCAGUCUACCGCCGUCUGUGCGCAUUGUCUUUGAGGUGCAGGAUCUGCGCUACGCCACACCAGCAACGGUGUCGCGGUGCGGCAUGGUGUGGUUCAGUAGCGGCACAGUGCCAAUCGCGAGUCUGCUAAGCCGCCAGCUCGGUGCCUUUUACCGCGCCCCGCUCAUUGACCGGCAUGGCAGGAAGCGACUCGCUGACGUAUGUGGCGGUCUCGACGACGAGGGGCAGCAAGUGCGGUGGGGCGGAAAUUAUUUCAUGGUCCCCCGAAGCGGUACGGACCGUGGCGAGGCCCCGUUGGAUGCCCCCAUGUCGGGAACAGGAGCAAACGCGGCAUUAGAGAGCAAUGCAAGUCCGCUGGCUGGGACCCUCACCUCCGCUACGCAUGAAGAUGCCUUAGCUGACAGUCUCAAUGCCACCUCUAAGGUGGCAUCUCUGCGGCGUGCUAACGCCCUUACCGAUGUUGACCGCGAAGUGUUGCAGCUGCAGGUACUCAUGGCAAACGUGUGGGCCCCGGCCUUUGCGAAGGAUGGCAUGGUGGAACGCGCGCUUCGCCUCAUCCACAGCGAGCGGUACUGGAAGAAGGGUGUUAUGGAGAAUAAUGACUUGCAGCUGCUUCGCAGUGUGCAUUCACUGCUGCUUGACGGUAUAUGGCAAGUGUGGAUGUUGCGUGAAGAACAAGAAUCUCUUCCCUCUACGAGAAUCCUGCAGAGCUACGCCGAGAAGCUGCUGCACUACGCCGUUCUGUGGGGCUUCGGUGCCUCACUCAGCCACGAUCUGCGCAAUCAUAUUGUGACAGACCUGGACCUUGCGCCACCAACAACAGAAGCAGCAACUGAAGGUCUCUCACUGUUGGAUGUGGAGCCAAACCCUGCGCGUGGGACGUGGUGCGUCAUCCGUGAACGUGUGCAAGAGACAGUUGUACGUGCAGAGCAGGUUGGUGCAAACGAUACCGUCAUUCCCACAGUCGACACUUGUAGGCACGAGGCCAUUCUGCAUGCGUGGAUCAGCGGCGGAAAUGCGACGAUUCUCUGCGGGCCACCCGGCUCCGGCAAGACUAUGUCGAUCACUUCCAUACUGCGCCGCUCCGCCGAGCACGACGCGGUGUUCCUGAACUUCUCAAGCGGUGCACGUCCGGAGAAUGUCAUUCGCGCCUUAGAGCAGUACUGCACCGUGCAGAACACUGCUCGCGGCCACGUCAUGUCACCCACUAGCGGGAAACGGCUGCUGUUGUUCUGUGAUGAGAUCAACCUUCCAGCGCUGGAUCAGUAUGGUACGCAACCAGUCGUUCAGCUGUUGCGGCAACUCAUUGAGCGUGGCGGCUACUACCGCAGCCGUGACAACGCCUGGAUUACGGUGGAAGGAGUGCAGGUGAUAGGCGCUUGCAACCCCCCUACAGAUGUGGGGCGUGUGUCUUUGUCACAUCGGUUCCUGCGCUGGGCGCCUGUACUGCUCGUUGACUUCCCCACGGAGGAGAGCUUGCACAUCAUCUACACCGCGUACUGCCGUGCCAUACUUGCCUUUAAUAGACAACUGCAGCAGUCAUACGCGGAGAAGCUGGCGUGGGCGAUGGUGGACAUGUACGCGGCGACACAGGCCCGCUUCAGUUCGUGGCAGCAGCCGCAUUACGUCUACUCCCCGCGUGACCUCUCGCGCUGGACACGCGCGAUCCACGAGGGUUUACUGACGUGGGAUGACGCCGAGCGGCGCGCGUUGCGUGCGGACGGCCUCGUGCGGCUCGCCGUACACGAGGGGCUGCGCGUGUUUCAGGACCGCCUCGUGGAGAGCGACGAGGAGAAGUGGACGGACGCCGCCAUCGACCGCUGCUUCACUGCACGCUUCCGCGACGCCGUCACGCUGGCGUCGGCGCUGCGGCGCCCACUGCUGUACUCGACGAUCCUGCACCGUGCCUACUCGGAGUGUACCCGCGAUGUGCUGCGGACGCACAUUGAGCAUAAACUGGAGGCGUUCUGCGAGGAGGAAGUAGACGCGGCGCUUGUCGUGUACGACGCGAUGGUCGACCACGUCACACGCAUCGACCGUGUGUUGCGGCAGCCAAUGGGGCAUGUGCUGCUCGCUGGGUCCUCUGGUGUGGGCAAGACAAUGGUGGCGCGGCUCGUGGCGUGGAUGAAUGGCAUGACGGUGUUUCGACUCGGUGUGCAUCGCAACUACCAGUUGGAAGAUUACGAGCGGGAUCUGCGCGACAUUCUUCGACGUGCCGGCUGCAAGCUGGAGCGCAUCUGCUUUAUCUUCGACGACAGCAACAUCAUGGAGGCGAGUUUCCUGGAGUACAUGAACGCCCUUCUGGCGUCUGGUGAAGUGCCUGGGCUGUUUGACGGCGAGGAGUGGGCAAAACUUAUGGAAGAGAUUCGCGACAGCGUUCAAGCGCAGCAGUUACUCAAUGCCAGCAGCAAGCCGCAAAAGUUGGCACAACAACAGCAACAGCAAGUGUCAGGUUUGGUUUCAUUAAACACUAACGACAACGUCAACAAAAACAGCACUGGAGGUGCUGCUGUGGCUGGCAGCGGUGGCGGCGAUGAGGGUAACAGGGUGCCGCCUCAGGAGGCGCUCGAUACAAUGGCGUCUGCCACUUAUGUAGACACAACGUCGGAGCAGGACCUCUACCGCUGGUUCCUCAGCAACGUGAAGCGCAACCUACAUGUUGUCUUUACUAUUGAUCCGUCAUCUGGGGAGUUCGCGAGUCGCGCGGUGGCGAGUCCGGCUCUCUUUAACCGCUGCACCAUUGACUGGUUCGGCGACUGGGACCGCGGUACACGGUAUCAGGUGACGCAGCAGCUCACGCAGCACAUUGAUGUCAUGUUCUCCUGCGGAGCGAUCUUUCAGCAGCGCGAGAACGAGGCUCGCGACACAUUGGCUUACGCGCUGUGCCGUAUCCACGAGAUCACGGAUGAGGUAAAUCGUGUGGUGCGGCUGCAGAACGCCCACCACGGCACAUUCAUUACGCCACGCCACUUUGCCGACUUUGUGCAGCAGCUGCAGCUGUUGUAUGAGGAGAAGAAGGGAGGGUCGAAGGAGCAGCUCGCCCACCUGCGCAGCGGCCUUGGCAAGCUCGACGAUGCCUCUGAGGAAGUUGAGCUUCAGCGUGCAAAACUCAGAGAGCAUGAAGUGGUGCUUGCAGCGAACAGCAAAAAGGCGCAGCUGAUGCUCGACCGCAUCGUUACCGACACGGAGACAACAAAGCGAGAGAAGAAGGCGGCGGAGCAGCUACGCGUGCAGCUGCAGGAGGAGGAGGAGAUCAUUCUGGCCGACAAAGCACGUGUGCAGCAGCAACUCUCAGAGGCGGAGCCGGCGCUGCGCGAAGCGGAGGUGGCGCUCAACACGAUCAAGCCGGAGUACCUGCGCGAGAUACGCGCCUACACGACGCCACCGAUGAUGGUGAAGCGUGUGCUUGAGAUGGUACUUGUCGUUAUGGGUGAGAAGCGCGCCGACGAGUGGGAUGUCAUUAAGCAUCACAUCCGCCGUGACGACUUCCUCGCGGGUGUGAAGGCGUUUCAGCCGCGCAGCGUCACGGAGGAGGCGCGCGAGACGGUGCGGGUGAUGCUGGAGGACGAUGGUUUCACAUAUGAGGCGGCGCGUCGCGCGUCCAAGGCGGCAGGCCCACUGCUGCUGUGGGCGCAGGCGCAAACAAACUACGCGGCAAUAUUCGCAGCGAUGGAGCCGCUGCGCACACGCAUCGAUCAGCUCGCUGUCGAGUACAAUGCGAAGCGGGCCGCUCUCACGCGGACAGAGGCGCAGAUACAGGCGAUGGAAGCGUCGCUGCUGCAGCUCAAGGCAGAGUAUCAAGCCAUGACGGAGGAGAUGGCGACAAUUAAGAGCACGAUGGGCGGCGUUGCGGCGCGUUGUGAGCGGGCUACGACACUGCUGCAGCAGCUGCUAGAUGAGCGCGGGCGGUGGGAAUCCGAGGCGAUGGGUUACGACACGGAGGUGCGUACCAUUCUCGGUGACUGCGCCCUUGCUGCGGCGUCACUCGCGUAUUUUGGCUACUUUGACGAGCGCACCCGCCAAUCGCUGCUGUUCCCACGCUGGCGGCAGUGUCUGCAGCAGCUGCAACUGCCGGUGCGUGAGGGGCUACGCAGUGUGGUGGAGUACCUCGUCACGCCGCAGGAACGGCUCUCCUGGGAGCAACAUGGACUGCCAAAGGACCACCUGUGCGUGGAGAACGCGAUGAUCCUCAGUCGCUGUCAGCGCUACCCGCUGCUCAUCGACCCGAGCGGUGUCGCAGCAGAGUUUCUGCUGCGGCUGCACGCCAAGGAUAAGAUUAACAAGUCAAGCUUCAGCAAACCGGGUUAUCUCAAGCAGCUCGACAUGGCGGUGCGCUUCGGCUACCCGAUUCUGGUCCAGGACGCGGAGCUUAUCGAUCCCGCGCUGAGUCCACUCAUGAAUCACGAGACACACCGCGUUGGUGGCCACACAUUGACGCGGCUCGGUGCGCAGGACGUGGAAAUGGCCGCGGCCUUCCGCCUCUUCCUUGUCACACGCGACUCGUACUACCAACCCUCGCCUGGCAUGGCGGGGCAGGUGUGCCUUGUGAACUUCACUGUGACGCCGUCGUCACUGCAGUCGCAGUGCCGUCACCGCGUGCUACUGCACGAACACCCCGAGCUUGACGCGCGGCGGUCACACAUUCUGCGCGUGCAGGGCGAGUACCAGCUACGACUGCGCGUUCUGGAGCAGGAGUUGCUCACCUCCAUCGCGCGCAGUGAGGGGAGUCUGCUAGAGAAUGAUGCUCUGACGGUGGCGCUGGAGCGGCUUAAGGGAGAGACACAAGCAUUGAAGGGAGAUAUUGCGGAGAGUGACGCGUCAAUGCAGGCCAUUGCGGCGGUGGAGGCACAGUACCAACCACUCGCUGCAGCGGUAGCGAAGAUGUACUUUGCGUUGCGUCGUUUCUCACAACUGCAUGCGCUGUACCACUACAAUGUAGACUUCAUCUUCCGCCUCAUUGCAGACGCGCUUUCGGCGUUGCCACCGCGUCCAGCCACUGCCACUGAAGCCUAUGACAACAGCAACGUGCAUGAGAAGGACGAAGAGAGAUUGCAAGCUCUGACGUGUCACAUCUUCAACCUGGCCCACCACCGUGUUCGGCGCGGCAUGUUUGCACAGGACCACCUCGUUCUCGCCAUUGUUCUCGGUAAGCUGCGCAGCUGCAUUGCGGACAGUGUGGGAAAACAGAUCACGCCAGAGGAGUGGAGCUGGUUCGAUGACGCUUUACAGAGCCCAUCUGGUGGUGGUGGUGGUGGCGAUGAUGCUGUUCGUAGGCUCCCCGCCAUUGUGUGUGAGAGUGGCGUGUGUGUGCCGUCGUCGGAGGUCGCCCUCGCCGCGUUGCUGCAGCGACCCCUUUUUGCUGUGGUGCGGGAGUCACUGCAGAACCCCCAGCACGCAUCAGCCUGGCGAGCAUACUUUGCAUCUACUGCCCCGCACACCGAGGUGCUGCCGGCAUUCAAGGCCGACACUGCCAACGACGACAAUGACAACAGCAGCAGCAGCAGGGAUGUGGGUCUCACCCGACGCGCGUUUCUUGCUACCUUCCUGCUUCUCCAUACACGGCGUGACGCGUUUGCACCGGCGGUGUACGAGCUUCUGCGCCUCUUCUUUGAUGGCGCCGGUGGUGGCGAGCCAAGUAGCAGUAGCAGGAGCAAGAACGAAGUCGGUGGCUCCUUCUUCAGUGCAGAUACGCACGACCUCGCCGCGGUGCAGGCGGAGUUGUCGGACAGUACACCGCUAAUCCUCGUUGCGAACGCAGGGAGCGACCCGACACUGCCACUCGAGGCGCUUGCACGCGCGAUGGACGUGUCGCUGCGCGUUGCGGUGAUGGGCAGUGCGACCGGUCUCGACGCGGCGGAGCGCUACUUGGCCGAUGCCAUGACCGACGGCUCGUGGGUGCUGCUGAAGAACAUCCAUCUCGCGCGGGCGUACGCCGACGCAGUGGAGAAGCGCGUGCACCGCGAGCGUGCAGAGGGCCGCCUGCACCGCAACUUCCGCCUCGUGUUCUCGAUUGAGGCGGCGGCAGCAACAGCAAGCGCUACAGGCAGUGAAGAGCCGUCGGCGCAACUUCCUGCGAGUCUCGUAGAAGCGUCGGUCGUGCUUGUAUACGAGCCGCCGCCGGGGAUGAAGUCGUCGCUGAUGCAGACGAUUGGGGCGCUGAAGCCGUUCUCAUCGCAUGCCAAUCAGUCGGCGAACAUGCAGCGCGUGUACCUCGCGGCGGCGUGGCUGCACGCAGUGGUGAUGGAGCGGUUGUUGUACGUUCCAAUGGGCUGGAGCACACGCUACGAAUUCAACGACACGGAGUUCUGGCGCAUUCUGCAGGCCGUGGACCGGUGGAUGACGGCAGCAAGUAGUAGUAGCAGCAGCGGCGGCAAGAAGGGAAUGACAGGUGCGAAGAUGAUCGAUCGCGAUCGCGUUCCAUGGCCCGCGCUGCAGACCAUCAUCGGCACGACGCUGUACGGUGGAAAAAUCAGCAAUGAGUUUGAUCAGAUCCUGCUGGACCUAUUGUGCUCGCAACUUAUGCGUGCUGCUGUCUUCGACGAUGACCAGUUCUUUGCCCUCACAGACGACGAGGAGACCAACACACGUCUUAAGUGCGGGUCGAUGGUGUCGCUGCAGGACGUGCAGGCGUGGGUUCGUGCUCUGCCAGACGCCGAGACGCCUUUGUGGGCGCGCCUGCCGGCUAGUGCCUCUCGCGUCAUGUCGGCGCAGUACGCCGUUGCGACGGUGGAGCGGCUCGCGGCGGUGCGGCUCAUCGACGAGAAGGAUACUGAAGGGCUCGGCGAGCAGAAGCGCCACGGUAACUGCGACGAGAUCGACCGUAAUGACCCGGUGCAGUCGUCGGCCCCACGUGGUGUGAGAGAUACGUGGUGGGUGCAGAAGAUCCAGCGUUUCUGUAGCGCGUGGUAUGGCCCGCUCAAUGUUAUGAGCGAAAAGGCAAAAGCAACCGUGACACCACCACUACUAGCAGCAGCGACGGCAGAGGCUGGGGGAGAAGGAGCGCAGACGUGCAGCACCCCAGAGCCUGCGGUGAUGGCCAUUGAGCGCGAGUGCGCCUUUGCGCUCAAUCGGAUGCGCGAGAUCCUCGACGAUAUGCACGCGCUGCAAGAAAUCUGUGCAGGGGUACGGAAUCCAGCGGCGAUACAGCGCACAAUCAUGGAUCACCUGCUAAAGGAUCAAGUGCCGCCAAGCUGGGCACGCUCGUACCAGACGUAUCCAACAGCAGCAGAUCAGUGGAUGGCUGAUUUUAGAAGCCGCGCCUCCCACGCCCAGCUGCUACACGAGGCUGUGCGGAAGACGACGUUUGAAGGGGCGUGGCUCUCCCUCGGUCUUCUCUUCUGGCCGGGUGCAUUCCUCACAGCGACAAAGCAGCAGGCCGCGCGACACCAGAACCGGUCGUUGGAGCAGAUGGAGCUGUCUCUCGAGCUGCUGCCCGAGGCUGCCGUGCGUGAGCACGCCGAGCACACAAGCAGCAAGAAGUCGGGCGUGUGGCACAUCGUUGGUCUGACGCUAUACUCCGCUCGCGUCAACGACAGUGGCGGGAGCCGUAAAUGCGAGCUCCUCCCUACUGCCUCCGCAGCACCCGCGACGGCUGUGGGCGCCCUCCUCCGCUGGGAAGUGACGGCAGAACCCGUUGCAGGUGACGUGUCGACGCUCGUGUCAAAGUCGUCGCUGUUAAUGCGUCUUGCUUCGCAGGACCCGGUGAGUGCACGACGUUUGACGCCAUUUUACGUGAACCCAAGGCGCGAAGCAAUGCUAGAGGUGGUGGAGCUCACUGUAGAUCCAGCCAAGGCACCAAUGCGGGCGUGGUAUGAGCGCAGCGUCUGCCUGGUCGCGUGGUCUCUGGCCGAGUGCUGA
This is a messenger RNA of Trypanosoma grayi, 14949 nucleotides long. RefSeq names its product putative dynein heavy chain, cytosolic. Bases 1 to 14949 code for a protein of 4982 amino acids. Gene Ontology annotation, cellular component: cytoplasmic microtubule; cytoplasmic dynein complex; cell cortex. NCBI's taxonomy places the organism in Eukaryota, Euglenozoa, Kinetoplastea, Trypanosomatida, Trypanosomatidae. The transcript has a single exon. Gene Ontology annotation, biological process: nuclear migration; establishment of spindle localization; minus-end-directed vesicle transport along microtubule. The record is from RefSeq and is a predicted model, not a curated record. Gene Ontology annotation, molecular function: dynein light intermediate chain binding; ATP binding; ATP hydrolysis activity.